This is a messenger RNA of Acanthopagrus latus (yellowfin seabream), 6799 nucleotides long. Its product is annotated as YLP motif-containing protein 1-like. Gene Ontology annotation, cellular component: nucleus. The transcript is spliced from 22 exons. The record is from RefSeq and is a predicted model, not a curated record. Gene Ontology annotation, biological process: regulation of telomere maintenance. NCBI's taxonomy places the organism in Eukaryota, Metazoa, Chordata, Actinopteri, Spariformes, Sparidae. The coding region runs from base 297 to 6479 and encodes 2060 amino acids.
GGUACUGUAGCCUCUGCAGCUAAAGGAUACCACUAUCCGAGUGUUUGUGUAAGAGAUUCUCUCAGGGCAUAACUUGAACAUUUCUCUCACAUAUGGACAACCGUCCUCACAACUCUUUCUACAGAGUGGGAUAUAUCGUUUUUGAUUAAUGCGACUUGACCCGGUCGAUAGAUAAACAUGUAACGUUAGCCAUCAAUGAUACAAAGUAGCUAGGUCCGUGUUAGCUGUUAGCUUUUAUAGCCACCCAGGUUGUCUGUGAGCACAAAGGCCGGGUACGCUGCCCUGGCCUUUUAACAAUGUACCCCUCCUAUGGAAAUUUUGGCGGACCCCAGCCACAAAACUUUGGAGGUCCUGGACCCCGUAAGCAGCCUGGUGGCGGGCCUGCCGGUCAGUCGGCGGGGUUCGGCGGCUUCGAGCCUCCAUCCACCGGCUCGACGUUCUCCAGUCUGCAGGAGCAGCACCGCCAGCAGAUGCAGCAGCUCCAGAUGCUGCACCAGAAACAGCUCCAGUCUGUGUUACACCACGGCAGCAGUGCUAACUCGUACGGUGCUGGACACUUAAGUGGUUACUCGGGGACAUCGUGGCACCCAGACGGAGUAGGACAUUCAGACAGUGGGUUUGGAGCUCAGUCGUACAGUCAACAAGUCGAGCCUCCUGGUCAGCCCACCAGAGACCUCACUGCCCCUCAGCAGGCACACACACAGCCUCCCCCGCCUCCACCGCAAGUCAACGAGCCCCAGCCGGGUCCUCCCCCUCCAGAGCCCCCGUCAGUAAAGCCACCUGAGAACAAGUUGGCACCCAAAGAAGACAAGAAACAUACACCCGGCACAGACGACAAACCCUUACCUUUGCAGGACAAACAGCAACUUUGGUACAAACAACAUCUUCAAAAUCUUCAGAAGUUGAAAAAUGAGCGCGGCAAACAGAAUCAGAAAGACGGUAAUGGUCCAGUGCCGCCACCCCCAGAGCAAGCAGUUCCCCCUCCUCCUCCAUCAGAAUCAACAAAAGGCUUACCUCCUCCACCCCCUCCAAAAGAGGAGCCCCCAGCACCCCCUCCACCUCCUCAAGAGCCUGACGUCCCACGGGACCCAGAUGAGGCUGCGCGCCUCAACCAGCUACAGGCUGCAGCAGCGCAGUGGCAACAGGUGCAGCAGCAGAGAGCCAGUGUACAGUACCAGGCUUUGAUGACACAGCACGAAAAGCUUCAGCAUGUCUUGGAACAAUACCAACAGCUGCUUCAGCAACCUGCAAACAUACAGUCAAUGACCACAGAAAUGCAGCUGAGGCACUAUGAAAUGCAACAACAACAGUUCACGCCCUUAUUCCGAGACUGGAAUCACUCCUUCGUGCUUUGGCAUGAGCAGUUUCAAACCUAUCACCACAAAGACCAACUGCAGGACUAUGCAAAUCAAUGGAAGCAGUGGCAAGAGCAGAUGACUGCCACCAGUGCUCACCUUCAAGAAAGAGUGUCCACUCUCACCGCCAUGGUGCCAUUCGCCUCAAGCCAGUAUAGUAGUGGCAUGAUGGGACAGUAUGGCCAGUAUCCUGAACAAAACAUACAAAGCCAACAGCAGUCAGUAACACCGGUUAUGCAGCAUUCUCCUGGUGCUGUUGGUCCUGGAUCCCAAGGUCUAAGGCCCACUGGCUUUGUGCCAAAUUCAGAAUCACCUGCUGGACCCCCUAUAAGAGGAGGUGGCCCUGCAGGCUUAGUCAGACCCCCAGGCCCUGCAACCAUUCAGCCACCAGGCUUCAACAGCAUUAGAGGUCCACGUCCUACUGGUCCAAGUGGAAACAACCCUAGAUUUGACCAGCCCCAGCAAGGUUUUGAUGGUCCUCCAAGAUUUGGCCAGCCCCAGCAAGGUUUUGAUCGUCCUCCAAAAUUUGACCAGCCGCAGCAGCGGUUUGAUGGUCCCCCAAGGUUCGACCAGCCACCACCACGCUUUGAUGGUCCCCCGAGGUUCAACCCACCACAGCAGCGCUUUGAUGGUCCCCCAAGGUUCGACCAACCACCACCGCGCUUUGAUGCCCCCCCUCAAUUUGACCAACCAAGGCACCGUUUUGAUGGUCCUCCCAGAUUUGACCAUCCACGGCAACGCUUUGAUGGUCCCCCCAGAUUUGAUAAACCUCGAUUUGGGCAGCAGCCCAGAUUUGAACAAACCCUAAGGCACCCUGCUGCGCAGCCUCGAUUUGAACGCCCACCUGUGCCACUGCAAGUACAACAGCAAGCUCCCCAACCAAAAGCAGAACAAGCUACAAAACCAUCUGCCAGUAUGGAUGCUAAGACACCUGGAAAAUCAGUCGUGGAGCCACAGUCUGAAAUAGAAAAAAAUGAGUCUCCACCAGAGAAGAAAAUUAAAUCUGACGACUUGACAGAUGACAAUUUGUUUGGAACUGAGGGCUUUUUUGUCCAAGAUGACCCCAUUCCUCAGACAUUACAAACAAACACAAAGACUGAUGAAAUUGAUGGCAAUAAUGCCUCUAACAAUAGUGAAAAACCCAAACCUGUAAACAAUAAGCCUUCUGUUACUUCUCCCACUACUGUGGGAUCCAAGAAUACUGCUGCACAAAAUCAAGUCAAACCCGAUGGGCCCCCAACAGGCAAGAUCGCCCCACUUGUUCCAAAGCCCCCCGGAAUCCAAAAUGAUCCACAAGCGUCUGGCCAAAUGCAGUCAAGAUCAGAUCCUCCAAGGCCUCCUCUUGGUAGGGGAAGAGGCCAGCCCCCAGUACCUGUUCAAGCACACGGGAGAGGACGUGGGCAGAUGGGCUCUGGAGAUUUCAGGGGACCAAACACUGUACCACUUGGUGGGACGAUAGAAGAAGAUGACUCUUAUGACUACAUGCCACCUGAAGGGGACUUGGGAAUGCAAGAAGAGGAGGGAGAAUAUUACUGGCAAGAUCCAUAUGAGGAGUAUGGUGGUGGGGAGUCUGAGGUGCCUCCUGAAGAAAUGUGGAUGCCAGAGGAACAAUACUUCCCAACAGAGGAAGAAUAUUAUGAAGAGCCAAUUGCUGGACCCCCUAUGGGGAGAGGGGGGCCCUCAAUGAUGAGAGGGAGACCCGUUCCAGGUAGAGGGGGCCCACCUAUGGGCAGAGGAGGUCCUCCUAUGAGCAGAGGAGGUCCACCUAUGGGUAGAGGAGGUCCACCUAUGGGUAGAGGAGGUCCACCUAUGGGCAGAGGAGGUCCACCUAUGGGCAGAGGAGGUCCGCCUAUGGGCAGAGGAGGUCCGCCAAUGGGAAGAGGAGGUCCGCCAAUGGGAAGAGGAGGUCCGCCAAUGGGAAGAGGAGGUCCCCCUAUGGGUAGAGGAGGUCCGCCGAUGGGUAGAGGAGGGCCCCCUAUGGGUAGAGGAGGGCCGCCUAUGGGUAGAGGGGGUCCGCCUAUGGGUAGAGGUGGACCACCUAUGGGUAGAGGAGGUCCCCCCAUGGGUAGAGGAGGUCCCCCCAUGGGUAGAGGAGGUCCCCCCAUGGGUAGAGGAGGUCCUCCCAUGGGUAGAGGAGGACCACCCCCCAUGGGUAGAGGAGAGCCAAUGGACAGGCACUGGGAAGACCCUGAGUCAGUGGAGUACUCAGAAGAAGGGGACCCUUAUUGGGAAGAAAGGAGACCUCCAAUGAGAGGUAUGAGACCUCUGUUUCCACCUGGCCGGGGUCGUCCUCCACGAGGUCAUCCCGAUUUCAUGCACCAAGGACAUGGACACCCUCCUCACCAAGUACAUGGCCCAAUGGAUCAUGAGGCAUUAGGCUAUGAAAUGGACACUGAUAAUACCGAAAUGGAUCCAUCAGGGCACUCCAUGUAUCAUGGACAUGACCCUCAUAGCCAUUCAAUGCAUCCUGAUGUGGGAAGAGGCAGGCGUCAUAUGCCACCACCAUCUCAUGAAAUGAUGGAUCCUACAGAGGAGCAGCCAUUGUAUGAUGAAGAAAUGGAGAGAGAAUCGGGGUGGCAAGCACCACAUGGCAGAGUUCCUCCUCUGCCUCCACAUGAGAUGAUGGAUUCUGGAGGAGUGAGGAGGAGACCUAUGGGUCGAGGGAUGGGAAGAGACAUGUGGCGGCCUGGUCAAAUGCAUGAGAAAUAUGAAGAGGGAUAUAAAGAGGGUAUUGUUGAGGAUUAUGGUCAUGGGGAAGGUGGGUAUCGCUGGCGGCCACCACAGGACUAUCCCCCUGAUGACCAUCGGCUUGAGGCCAAGCACUAUGAGUCUGAAUGGGACAGAGAGCGUCCUCCUCCUGAGAGAGACUAUCCACCCCGCAUGCCACCACCAGAACCCCACAGAGAUGGCCAUUGGCCAGAGGAAAGAGAAAGAGAAAGAGGUCCUCCAUAUCCAUUUGAUGAGCGUGACAGGGGAAGAGGAGAACUUAGAAUCCGUGAAUAUGGAGAUGAGCCCCCGUACCGACAGGAAGAGCCACCAUACCCACCAUCACUUUCAGAAAGGGAUAGGCCCUCAAGACUUCCUCCACCACCAGAGAGAGGGUACCCUGCUGACUAUGAGGAUCGCAGAGCUCGCUAUGAAGAUCACAGGGAAGGACCUCCUCUGGAUAAACCUUCAGGUGCACCUGUCACUGAGAGCUCAGUUGACGGAAUGAGUGGAGCAAAUGUACUUGCUCUCUCUCAACAUCAACAUGAGAUCAUCUUGAAAGCUGCUCAAGAGCUGAAGCUUAUAAGGGAAUUGAAGGAGGGUAAAACACCUGGUACUGAACCUCAACCACCAACUGAUGUCUUGCCUGAUCUCCCUGCUGGUCUUCUUGGUUUGGAGAUCCCACCAGAUGUCAGGAAUGUCCUGAAGGGCAUGACUGCAGCUGCAAAGACUGUUUCAAAUGAGUCUGUGUCUUGGGAUGCCAAGCUUACUUCCAGAGAUUACCAGCAGCCUCUCUCUUCUGCACCCACACCUACGGUGAUUCCAAAGACUGUGGAUUAUGGACAUGGGCAUGAGCCUGGAGCCACAGUUGAGCGGAUAUCUUACGGUGAGAGAAUUGUGUUGAGGCCUGACCCAGUGCCUUCAGACAGGGGAUAUGAAAAAGAACAUCUUGGUCCCAGAGAUCCCUACAGCAGAGACCCAUAUUAUGACAGACGAUCAGACCCUUAUAUGGACCGCCGGGACUACAGUAGAGAGAGGGAAUUAUACAGGGAGAAGCUUCCACCCGAAUAUGACAGAGAAAGAUUUGAGAGACAGCGCUAUCCCCCAAGAGAGAGGGAUGAAAGCAUACAGUCCAUGGUUGAAGAAAGAUCUCCACAGGCAGCUUCUUUACGCUCAGGAUACAGGGAGAGAGAUCGGGAUCUUCGAGAGAAGGACCAAAGUGGCAGCCGUGAUCGAGAUGAACAUUAUGGAAGACCUGGCUACAAUAGACCGUCAUAUGAGCGCACUGGACUCGACCGCAGUGGAUCUGAGCGAUAUGGCCAUAGCUCCUCACCUUACGCGGACAGAAGAAGUUACCCAGAUGACCGAGGACCUCCCUCUGCACCACCCCUUCCACCUCCACCUCAGCCACCUCCCAGAGUCGAGAAAAAGCCAGAGAUCAAGAAUAUCGACGAUCUUCUCAAACUACCUGGCAGAUCGUCUCGGCCUGAAAGGAUUGUCAUCAUAAUGAGAGGGCUUCCAGGAAGUGGAAAAAGCCAUGUUGCAAAGCUCAUACGGGAUAAGGAAGUCGAUUGUGGUGGUACACCUCCAAGAGUUCUUGUUUUGGACGACUACUACAUGACAGAGGUUGAGAAAGUUGAGAAAGACCCAGACACAGGGAGAAGGGUCAAAACGAAGGUUCUUGAGUACGAGUAUGAGCCAGAGAUGGAGGAUACCUACCGCAGCAGCAUGCUUAAAACAUUUAAGAAAACUCUGGACGACGGCUUUUUCCCCUUUAUCAUUUUAGACACUAUUAAUGACAGGGUGAAACAUUUUGAUCAGUUCUGGAGCGCAGCCAAAACAAAAGGCUUUGAGGUGUACCUGGCUGAAAUCACUGCAGACACUCAGACUUGUGCAAAAAGAAAUGUCCAUGGGCGAACACUUAAGGAUAUAACAAAGAUGUCCAACAACUGGGAGUCUUCGCCACGUCACAUGGUGCGCUUAGAUGUCCGGUCCCUGCUUCAGGAUGCUGCUAUAGAAGAGGUUGAAAUGGAAGACUUCAAUCCCGACGAUGAACCCAAGGAACCUAAGGCUGAGGAGGAAGAAGAAGGUGAUCGGGGCUACAUUCCUAAAAGCAAAUGGGAGAUGGACACAUCUGAGGCAAAACUCGACAAAUUGGACGGUCUGAGGGGCAGUGGGAAAAGGAAACAUGGAGACAUGGCAGGAUUGGACGACUACCUUCAGCUGCCAGACGACUAUGCCACGCGCACAUCCGAACCAGGAAAGAAAAGGGUGCGAUGGGCUGAUCUUGAAGAGCAGAAAGAUGCAGAUAGAAAGCGCGCUAUCGGCUUCGUGGUGGGUCAAACGGACUGGGAGAGAAUAACGGACGAGAGCGGACAGCUGGCACAAAGAGCUCUCAACCGCACCAAGUAUUUCUAAGAAGAUAAUCUUAUCCCUCUUUUUUCCCCUUUGUUAAAAGGUGUCCAGAAUGUGAAAAGACUGAAGCUUACUUGAGUCAUCGAGCUGACAUCAUCUAUAGUUAUCAGAUUCUUAGUUAUUUUAUUGAUAAGGAUACAGUAUAUUUUUUUCUUAUUUUAAACACUGGUUACAUCAAUACAUUUGUAGUCUAUGAUUGCGUGCUGCAUGUAUCCUGUAUUUUCUACUGUUUCUUGCUAUUUGAUACUCUUCAUGCUUUCUGUACUCUAUCCAUGUAGCUCUGUUUCUUGAUCCAUGCAAAAAUAAAAUUUCACAAAACUGUC